CUUGUUUUUUGGUCUGAAGCCCAAUUCACGUUCAUCUCCACCCUUCAUGAUAAAAUCUAGAGUCCUAUAAAAGAACAUCUUCUGCCUGAUCCGAGAGAAAACAGCUGCUGUUUUUAUUGGGGAAUCCCCGGAUUUUAAAAGACUACACAAGAACAAUGAGUGCAUCCAAACUCCAGGAAAGUGUUGAGGUGAGAAUUGCACACUCUCUGCAUUCAAAGGAGAAAGAGUUUUUGUUCGAAAGAAGAAACACUGUUUUUCAAAGCCUGCAGAAACUCGAGAUAAACUGCAGUAAGGAUGCGGUGCCAAACAUUGCAUUACUGGGUUCUGGAGGAGGACAAAGAGCCAUGGUGGGUUUGCUGGGAUCCCUGGUUCAGCUUGAUAAAGCGGGUCUUCUGGACUGCAUUCUUUAUCUGAGCGGAGUCUCUGGAUCCACCUGGUGCAUGGCCUCCUUAUACCAAGAACCAGACUGGUCCACCAAACUAGAAACUGUGACAGACAAAAUCAUCAGGAGACUCAGCGGUCCAGGAGUCAGCUGGGGAGACGCAUUGGCCAAACUGAAGAAGUAUCUCCAAACGAAAGACCACUUCAGCUUGACUGACGUCUGGGCAGUGAUGGUCAUCACAACAUAUGUGAAAGAGAUUGAUGAAUGCAAACUCUCAGAGCAGUGGGACCAGUGCAAUAAAGUACCAUUUCCCAUCUACACAUUGAUCGACAUGCAAUCCCAAGAAUGCAAGACCGUGAAAGGCAUAGAAGACCCCUGGUUUGAGAUCAGUCCACUUGAAGCAGGUUAUUCUCUCAGUGGGGCAUUUGUGAAAACCUCCAGCUUCGGCAGCCAGUUUGACAGUGGCACAAAGACAAAACCUCAGGAUGAAAUGGACAUGCUGUACCUGCAAGCUCUGUGUGGCAGCGCUUUAGCUGAUAAAGACGAGAUUAGGAAAUACCUCUGGCAAAAAAUAACGGGUAAAGCUGCAUUUGAAGAUUCACUUCUGCCGAAAGUAUUCAGUCAUUUCAUUUCAUGUUACUACAUUCAGAAAGACUUUAGUUUUGUGGACGAUCACACAGAGACCAAGCUCGAUGGAGACAAACAGCAGCUGAAUCUCGAAGAUAAAGAAGCUGCAAAACACUGUAUGGAUGAACACACUGAAAAUGUGUGUGAUUUGUGGAUGAGAAUUCGCGAAAUCAUGGGUCAGUGGAUCUGGGGCAGGAAAUAUGACUUUCUCCACAACCUGAAUGAUGAAACCUUGCCUUCUACUCUUCUGGAAAGUGAGACGAGAGAUUAUAAAGACGCCGGACUGCUGCUGAACUCACCCUACUUCUCAGUGCUGAGAAAAGAAAGAAACAUUGAUCUCAUCAUUUCCCUGGAUUUCAGUGAUGGCGAUCCUUUUAUGACAGUGAGAGAAGCUGCUGAGAUUUGCAAGAAACGAAGCAUCCCUUUCCCUGAAGUCAACAUUCCCAGUGAAGACCUGAAGAACCCAAAGGACUUCUAUGUGUUCAAAGGCACAAACACUCCAACCGUGAUUCACAUGCCUCUGUUUAAUGUGGUCAACUGUGGAGAUGACAUUGAGAUGUGGAGGAAGAAAUAUAUCACCUUUAAAGAUCCUUACAGCACUGAGAUGAUCACUGAUCUUAUGGAGGUCGCUGGAAAAAACAUCUCAAACAACAGAGAGAAACUGCUGGAGCAGAUAGGUGCAGCUGUUGGGCAGAAAGGACACAACUAAUGAGUUGAAUAAUAAGUCGUUACUGAUUGUUUUAAUGUGUGUGUGU
Molecule: messenger RNA, 1764 nt
Organism: Carassius carassius (crucian carp)
Lineage: Eukaryota; Metazoa; Chordata; Actinopteri; Cypriniformes; Cyprinidae
Product: cytosolic phospholipase A2 gamma-like
Exons: 14
Coding region: 156-1718 (520 amino acids)
Biological process (GO): glycerophospholipid catabolic process
Cellular component (GO): nuclear envelope; nucleoplasm; cytosol
Molecular function (GO): calcium ion binding; calcium-dependent phospholipid binding
Source: RefSeq, a predicted model, not a curated record